AGCCCAGUGCCCUGGGAAGCAGCAGCAGCCGCUCAGACAGUCAAGACAGACUCCACAACUAAGGAUAUACGAGCACCACGCCGGGACAGCAGCCUCCCAAGUUCCCCACUGUUUCUCCAGAGGCCUAAACCUUCCCGGUUUAGCGUCACAAGAUGGACCUGAGGGUAACAAGCCUCCUCCUCGUCCUCCUAGCAUUAGCUGAGGCAACGCCUGAGAGGUAUUAUCAUGUCCCAAAAGUGAGCAAGACUCCCUACCCUGUCAAGAGUCAUGCUGUUGAAGGCCAGCCAGGCGCUCAAGGUCCUCCAGGUGAGCCAGGACCAAUGGGACCUCCUGGACCUCCUGGAAAGAGUGGUGUGGGACAUACUGGACCACAAGGCCCACCUGGACCACCCGGACCACCUGGUUUCACUCAAGCAGGUAAACCUGGUGUCCCAGGUAGCCCUGGAAAACCAGGUGCCCCUGGAAAGCCUGGAGAAAGAGGUCAGCCUGGCACAACUGGACCAAUGGGUCACAGAGGUGCACCUGGUACCCCUGGAUCUCCUGGACCUUCUGGACUUUCUGCUGUUGGAAAACCUGGACCAUCUGGGAUCCCUGGAGCAAUGGGUCCAAGAGGAGAGCCUGGUUUAAAGGGACAUCCUGGAAUUCCUGGUGUUCCUGGACCCAAAGGAGAGAGAGGCAUUGGAAUUCCUGGCGUUCAAGGACCAGCAGGGCCUGUUGGGCCAAUGGGCCCAUCUGGAAUGCCUGGAAAACCUGGAAUUGGUAAACCUGGUGCCACCGGCUAUCCUGGAGAACCUGGCAAGCCUGGUGAGCCUGGAAGAGAUGGUUCACCUGGACCAAUGGGUGUGCCAGGGCCAAAGGGUCAUACUGGGCCUCCAGGCACAGGAGCACCAGGAAAACCCGGUCAGAAUGGCACCCCAGGUAUGCCUGGACCAAUGGGAGCAAAAGGUCCACAGGGCCCUGCUGGUCAGCCAGGCUCACCUGGCAUGCCAGGUGUUGGCAAAACAGGUGAACCUGGAAUUCCAGGUAGCAGAGGAGCCCCCGGUAGUCCAGGAACUACUGGUCAAAAAGGAGAGCCAGGCCCAACUGGAUAUACCGGUCAGCCAGGUGCUACUGGUCCCAUGGGUCCAGCUGGCCCACAGGGUGCAAGAGGAUUUCAGGGUGAGGCAGGCCCAGUUGGGCCCAAAGGUGACAUUGGCAUGGUAGGUGCACCAGGCCCAAGAGGAACCAAAGGAGAACAGGGAGCUCAAGGUUUCACUGGAAAACCAGGCACCCCUGGAGCAGUAGGUCCACCAGGAAUCCCAGGUCAUAAUGGUGCUCAAGGUCCAAAGGGUUCACAAGGCCAUGCAGGUGCCCCAGGACUCCCAGGUAUUAAUGGUGCCCAAGGGCCAAAGGGACACACAGGCGCCCCAGGAGCACCAGGUAAAAGCGGUGAGUCUGGACUGCCUGGACCAAUGGGACCCGUUGGACCUCCUGGUCCUUCAGGUCCCGCUGGACUCAAGGGUCAUCCAGGUCUUCCAGGUCCACCUGGCCCAGCUGGCUUGACAGCUAAGGGAAUUCAGGGUCCCCAUGGUCCCCCUGGAAUUCCAGGUGCCAGAGGUCAUGAUGGUCUCCCAGGUCCUUCUGGUCCUCCUGGACCACCUGGUCCACCAGGAGAGGUGGUCUACCACCAUGAGAAGAGCAUGCCAAUCAAAUCUCAUGAGGUUUUGAUGCCUCAGAUGAUUAAGGCUCCUAUGUCCGCUUUUAGUGCUGUGCUAACCACGGCCUACCCCCCAGCGGGAACCCCUAUUCAGUUUAACCAGAUUCUGUACAAUGGAGAGAACCAUUAUGACCCUCACAGUGGCGUGUUUACCUGCCAGGUCCCAGGCCUCUACUAUUUCAGCUAUCACAUUCAUGUCAAUGGUGCCAAUGCUUUGGUGGCCCUCUACAGAAAUGAGGAGCCAGUUCUUUUCACCUAUGAUGAGUACAACAAGGGCUUCCUGGAUGAGAUGGCAGGCAGUGCUGUUCUCCAGCUGUAUACAGGUGACAGAGUCUAUAUUCAGGUCCCUGAUGAGGAGAGUAAUGGCAUAUUUGCUGCCGAUAAUGUUCACUGCGGUUUCUCUGGGUUCUUGAUUGCCUCAACGUGAUUUCACAAAUCCAAAUAAACCUCAAAACCUUACAAAACAUUUAAAUACUCAGAGAAAAAUAUCACUUUACAAAGUUCAUAAUUUGGAUUGCAGAUUAAAGAAAAAUGUGGUUACAAGUUUUAAAGGUUUAACCGCCUCAUUUAAAUGUCUUCAAUUUGCUAAGAAGUUGUUCAGACAUUUAUUGCAGAUUAAAAAUGAUCACUUUCCCCAGUUUACUUUGUGUGUGCCUUUGGAAAUUUAAAAUCCAUGAAACAUAACAACAUAAGAUACAUGAUACUUUAAGUGGUGCUCUACAACUGCCUGUAACAUUUACAGCAUGUCUUUUACUUGUGUUUGCUUUAUUAAUGUCUGUUGUUUAAGAUUUUUCCUGUAAUAUACAUACAAAAAGACAUACAAGAAGGCAAACGUGUAUUAUAUGUCAUUAGAGAUCAGCACAUUCUCACAAGCACUGUGACCAGGAAAGGAACGUAAGAUAAAAAAAUUCAAACCAUUUUUUCUAAACAACUAUGUCUCCUUGGAUGUGUUAAGUUAUGUACCACUCACUGACCAAAACAUGGAAUAAAAGUCCUUAUUUGAAAACGAAAGAUUA
This is a messenger RNA of Oreochromis aureus, 2712 nucleotides long. It is a transcript of the gene col10a1b, whose product is annotated as collagen, type X, alpha 1b. Gene Ontology annotation, molecular function: protein binding. The transcript has 3 exons. The coding region runs from base 153 to 2123 and encodes 656 amino acids. The record is from RefSeq and is a predicted model, not a curated record. NCBI's taxonomy places the organism in Eukaryota, Metazoa, Chordata, Actinopteri, Cichliformes, Cichlidae.